This is a messenger RNA of Rana temporaria (common frog), 5069 nucleotides long. It is a transcript of the gene MEF2D, whose product is annotated as myocyte enhancer factor 2D. The record is from RefSeq and is a predicted model, not a curated record. Gene Ontology annotation, biological process: cell differentiation; positive regulation of transcription by RNA polymerase II. Bases 717 to 2357 code for a protein of 546 amino acids. Gene Ontology annotation, molecular function: RNA polymerase II cis-regulatory region sequence-specific DNA binding; DNA-binding transcription factor activity, RNA polymerase II-specific; protein dimerization activity. The transcript is spliced from 13 exons. NCBI's taxonomy places the organism in Eukaryota, Metazoa, Chordata, Amphibia, Anura, Ranidae.
GCGCCAAUCAGUGCGUGUAUAUAUAUCGAUACCCUAACACUUUUGCUACUGCUGUGGAAUCUGGGGGAGGUGGGACCAGUUUAAAGUCACACUGGAGAGGAAAUCGAGUCAGCGGCUUUCUUUCAACAGCUGUUUUUUAGGCAGGAGGCCUUCCUCCCUCCCCCUCAAAGCAUACCCUCCUCGCACUCACACACAACUAGCCCCCUCCCCUCCUUACAUCUGUCACUGGCCUUUACCCGCUGACGGCAGACGUCCCCUCUGUCACUCAGGACAAGCCUGCGUGUUGUGAGGAGGAGGAGGGGGGAUAUCUUCCACGCUGCUUAGUUGACAGACUGAGGACAGUUGUUUUCUGGUCCUGUGGCAACCGGAGAGAAGGCCAGCGGUCAGCAAACGCAGAGGGCCCCCUCACCCACCUCCACUCUCUUGCGUCUACGGGGCACUUCUUCUCGAAAAGGAAGAGAGGCAGAUGAAGGACGGUCUCCGCCAGUCUCCCCCCUCCACCAACUGAACCCGGACGGAGCCCUCCACCACAUCUGGAAGCUGCAGGCAAAUGACAUGAACUAAGAGGAACGACGAACGGGGGGAGUUUUUUUUUUUUUUUUGGUUUUUCUUUUUUUUUUUUUUUGGUUAUUUCAUGGUCGUACCGUGAAGGCGAGAGCGGAUUCAAAGACGGGCACCCUUUCUGCGCAAGAGCCUCCUCUGGAUUUAUAGGAACCAUGGGCCGGAAAAAGAUCCAGAUCCAAAGGAUUACGGAUGAGCGGAACAGACAGGUGACGUUCACCAAGCGCAAGUUUGGCCUGAUGAAAAAGGCCUACGAGCUCAGCGUCCUGUGCGACUGCGAGAUCGCCCUCAUCAUCUUCAACCACACAAACAAACUGUUUCAGUAUGCCAGCACCGACAUGGACAAAGUGCUGCUGAAAUACACAGAGUACAACGAGCCUCACGAGAGCCGGACUAAUGCAGAUAUUAUAGAGACAUUAAGAAAGAAAGGUUUUAACGGGUGUGACAGCCCCGAACCGGACGGGGAUGACUCCAUUGACCAGAGCCCUCUCAUGGAAGACAAAUAUCGCAAAGCCAGCGAGGACUUGGACAUACUGUUCAAACGCUAUGGCUCUGCAGUUCCAGCCCCCAAUUUCGCCAUGCCGGUGACGGUCCCUGUGAGCAAUCAAAAUGCACUGCAGUUCAACCAAGCCGGUCAGCUCGUCACACAGUCCCUGAUGACUUCAUCGCUCACAGACCCGCGACUCCUGUCUCCACAGCCACCCUCUCUACAGAGGAACACAGUAUCUCCGGGGCUACCUCAGAGGCCAGCCAGUGCAGGUGCAAUGCUCGGGGGAGACCUAAACAACUCUAAUGGAACCUGUCCAAGUCCUGUAGGUAACGGCUACAUCAGCGCACGAGCCUCUCCGGGCCUCAUAUCCAACGGCAACAGCAUGGGUAAAGUUCUCCCGGCCAAGAGCCCUCCGCCUCCCUCCCAGAACAAUCAGCUCGGCAGCAACAGUCGCAAACCCGACCUGCGCGUCAUCACCUCACAGAGCGGCAAAGGAUUAAUGCAUCAUUUGGAGAGGGAAGAACUUCUGAAGAGCAUAAGUGUGCAUGAGGCCUUACAGUUUUUCACGGAGGAGCAGUUGGAGAUGAACGCACAGCGGUUAGGAGGAGCGUCGCAAGCAGCACACUCUUUAACCACCCCGGUUGUUUCGGUGGCAACGCCCAGUUUACUGUCCCAUCAUGGACUGCCUUUCUCCGCCAUGUCCACAGCGUACAACACAGAAUACCAGCUGACCAGCGCAGACUUAUCUUCCCUUCCUACGUUCAGCUCUCCGGGAGGGUUGUCGCUCGGCAACGUGUCCGCCUGGCAACAGCAGCAGCAACAGCAUCAUCAUCAACAGCACCACCAAGCGCAGCAGUUGAUCCCCGUGUCACUAAGCAACUUGGUUAAUGUAUAUACAAAUGAUGGAGGAAGUAGAAACUUGCUCAAAAGGGAAAAAGAGGACUUUAUGGGCACAACACGAGGCACAACGGAUAUAUACUGGUCCGGAGGUCAGCUAUCGCACACUGCCACCCUGACGGUCAACACCAACCCCAACAUCCACAUCAAGAAGGAGCCGCCGUCGCCUAACCGAGAACGGAACACGGGCACCCCUUUGACGUCCUUCUCCCACCAGAGCCGGCACGAUGCCACGGGCCGCUCUCCCGUCGACAGCCUCAGCAGCAACGCCAGCUCCUUUGAAGGCAACGACCGAGAAGAUGGGAGGCCCGACUACACCUCAUCUCUCGGGCUCCUUAGACCCUCGGCCGAAGCAGAGGGCGAUAGCCCGUCUGUAAAGCGCAUGCGGCUUGACGCAUGGGUAACAUAACUUGCUCCUUGGCAGCACCCUGAAGCUUCGUUCUUUUGCUCGCCCGAAAAGAGCGAGUUGAAAGGAUGAGGUGCUGCUUGUGGAGGGUGGGACGGAUGGGGGUGGGGGCGGGUUAGUCACCAGUGAGGUCUAAUGCUGUAGGGUGGGUACCUAUCAUUAACUGCCUGAGAUAUAGCUUUAGUAUUUGGUAGGCAUUCUUCCUAGUCCAACGCUUUGGGCAAUGUCUGCAGGUGGCACCAGACUCCAUGGCUUUGCCGAGUACAACACCAAAAAAAAAAAAAUCCCCCCCAACGCUUAUCCUUCACGUCUCAUUAACCGCACAGCUGCUAAAAGAACACCUCCAUCUCCUUCCUUUGCACCACAGGGCAAACUUUCCCUCGCCCCGAUCUGCCACGGGGCCCACUCACUGCUGGGGCAGCUUUAAGUUCCGAGGUGGAGAAGCCAGUGACGGCGACAAUGCUGUAUCUAUAAAAAUGGUUAACUGCCACGUAGGCGAGGUCCUCAUUGUGCAACUGGUCUUGAGCCGCAACAUAGCGAGGUUUUCAAAUUCAAGAGACUUACCAUUGGAAAUUCCUCUGCUCCUCCUUGCAAGUAGUCCUCCCCACAGUCCCAAACCUGGAGCUUUUCCUACACGGGAGCUGCCCCCCCCCCCACCCUGGGUGAAGGGACCGUCCAGAUACCAACUCAGCCUACAAACCACCAAAACAUAUCAGAUACAAAGAAGUAUGCCUGCACUGUAACCCCCCCCCCGCCAACACUGCAAGCCAUGGAGCUCUAUGAAAUGCAGACAUUGCCACCGUAAAAAAACAAACAAAAAAAAGAAAAAAGAAAAAAAACAAGAAAUAUAUAUAAUAUAUACAUAUAUAUUUAUUCUUUUAAAUGCGGUAUUCUUAUUUUGGUGGAACGAGCUCAGUCUAUGAUUUCACUUAACGAAAAAAAGGAGCCUCGAAGGAGGGGUUGGCUGAUGCCCCCAGAACGCACAGCUUGACGCGCUGCGGGAUCUACAUAGGGAUCUCAAAAGUGGCCAUUUACAAGUGGGGGGGGAAAAAAAGGAAGCCUAAGCUUGUCCCCCACUAUUUUUAAUUUUCGUAAGUGAAAUCAUAAUUUUUUUUUUCAAUCUUUUAUAAUUUUAAGCUUCUUCUAUUCUGGAAAGGAAGGCUUGGAAUUAAAAGGAUAUAUUACGCUUACUGGGGGUCCAGGUGCAGCCAUAGCAGCCCAGUCAUUGCCACGACCGCGCGCCAACCGUGAUAACGGUUGCAAAAACGGGAGGGGGUUAAACUAUUUUUUGCUGCUACUUUUAAUAUGUAAAUCCUGACAACAUUUUUGAUCGUAGGUUUGAAUGGAAUUGGAUGGCAUUUGUUAAACCGGGUUUCCCUAACCGUAAUAAUGUUUUUAAAAUGUUCAAAAUUUCAUAAAAACAAGGAGAAUGGUAAAGUGGCUCGUGACACUUUGUAGGAUUUUUUUUUUUUUUAUAAUAUUUUAAAAUGUUCAAAAAUUCAUAAAAACGUGGAGAAUGGUAAAGUGUCUUGUGACACUUUUUAGGAUUUUUUUUUUUUAUAAUAUUUUAAAAUAUUUUAAAAUGCAUAAAAACAAGGAGAAUGGUAAAGUGGCUUGUGACACUUUGUAGGAAAAGAAAUGAUUAAUAUUUUGAAAUGUUCAAAAAUUCAUAAAAAUUUGGAGAAUUGUGGCUUGUGACACUUUUUAGGAAAAAAAAUAAUAUUUGAAAAUGUAUAAAAACAAGGAGAAUGGUAAAGUGGCUUGUGACACUUUUUAGAAUUUUUUUUUUUAUAAUAUUUUAAAAUAUUUAAAAAUGCAUAAAAACAAAGUGGCUUGUGACACUUUUUAGGAAAAAAAAUAAUAAUAUUUUAAAAUAUUUUAAAAUUCAUAAAAACGUGGAGAAUGGUAAAGUGGCUUGUGACACUUUGUAGGAUUUUUUUAAAUAAUAUUUUAAAAUGUUCAAAAAUUCAUAAAAACGUGGAGAAUGGUAAAGUGGCUUGUGACACUUUGUAGGAUUUUUUUUUUUUAUAAUAUUUUAAAAUGUUCAAAAAUUCAUAAAAACUUGGAGAAUGGUAAAGUGGCUUGUGACACUUUUUAGGGAAAAAAAUAAUAAUAUUUUAAAAUAUUUAAAAACGUGGAGAAUGGCUUGUGACGCUUUUUAGGAAAAAAAUUAAUAAUAUUUUAAAAUAUAUUAAAAUGCAUAAAACAAGGAGAAUGGUAAAGUGGCUUGUGACACUUUGUAGGAAAAAAUGUAAUAAUAUUUUAAAAUGUUAAAAAAAAAAAAAAAUCAUAAAUUCAGGAGAAUGAUAAAAUGGCCUGUGACACUUUUUGUAGGGGGGGAAAAAAUUAAAAAGUCAAAAUAGUGGCAGCGUUUUUUUGUACAACCCAGCUAGCUACGUGCAACUACACAGUAAGAGCACUUGAAGGUAUUUUGCACCUGCAAAAAAAGUAAAAACAGUUUAUAUUUAACAUUAAUUUUUUUUUAUUUUUUAUGAAAAGCUAAAAAAAUUAUAAUUUUCCAGUUCAUGGCAGCAAACUGUUGAGGACAACAGGGCCUAGCAAAAACGAUGGAUUAUUUUUGUGCAUUUUGAUGCACUGAAAAAGCAUCUGGGGUUGCCAGAGACCUUCUUUUUUUUUUUAAACUCAAAUUUUUUAAAACAUUUAAUCUUUAUAUCAAGUUUAAAACAACAAACAAGUUAAGGUUAAAAAAAAAAA